Molecule: messenger RNA, 2388 nt
Organism: Enhydra lutris kenyoni (northern sea otter)
Lineage: Eukaryota; Metazoa; Chordata; Mammalia; Carnivora; Mustelidae
Product: ADAM metallopeptidase domain 7
Exons: 23
Coding region: 1-2388 (795 amino acids)
Biological process (GO): proteolysis
Cellular component (GO): plasma membrane
Molecular function (GO): metalloendopeptidase activity
Source: RefSeq, a predicted model, not a curated record
AUGUUUCCCAGGAGUUUGCUUUUCAUGAUCAUACUCAUUUCUCAGAUUAAAGAAAAGGCAAUCCUUGGAGUAGAAGGUCAAGAAGUGGUCUAUCCUAAAAGGCUUCCUCUGAGGCAGAAGCGAGAUGUUUGGCACAUCCAUGAUUAUGACAUACAGAUGGAAGAAGAAUUGUUGUAUGAACUAAAGCUAACUAGAAAAACCUUAAUACUUCACCUUUUAAGAUCAAGGGAGUUCCUAGCCUCAAAUUACAGUGAAACCUACUACUCCGCAAGAGGGGAGGUGAUCACCAGCUACCCUCCCACCAUGGAUCACUGCUUUUACCAAGGAUCCAUCAUACAUGAAUUUGAUUCUGCUGCCAGUAUCAGCACGUGUAAUGGUCUGAGGGGAUUCUUCAGGGUGUAUGACCAAAGAUACCUCAUUGAACCAGUGAAAUAUUCAGAUGAGGGACAACAUUUGGUGUUCAGGUAUAAUCCAAGGAUGCAGUAUGCUGCCAAUUAUUCUUGUACAGAAUUCAAUUUUACCAGGACAAAUGAUUCAAAGGAUGAUAUUAAAAUCAUGGAAGACCUCAAAAUAAAAAAUGUCCAUAAAGAAAAGUAUGUUGAACUGUUCAUUGUUGCUGAUUAUAAUGUGUAUCACAGGAAUAAUCAUCCUCAUAGUAAACUGAGGAACAGAAUUUGGGGAAUGGCCAAUUUUGUCAACAUGAUUUAUAAAACCUUGGACAUUCAUGUGACAUUGGUUGGCCUUGAAAUGUGGACAAAUGGAGAUAAAAUAGACAUAGAUUCAAAUAUAGAAAAUACCUUAUUACGUUUUUCAACUUGGCAAGAAGUAAUCCUGAAAAAGAGGAAAAAUUAUGAUCAUGUUAUAUUACUCAGUGGGAAAUGGCUCUACAUACAUGCACAAGGAACUUCUUAUUCAGAGGGUAUAUGCCUGCCCUAUUAUUCCUCCAGUGUUGUUAAGGAUCUUUUGCCUGACCUACAUGUAGUUGCAAGCAGAAUUGCACAUCAGCUGGGUCAUAACCUUGGGAUGAAGCAUGAUGAUUACCCAUGUACCUGUAAUUUUGAGAGAUGUGUGAUGGAUCAUGGUGGAAGCAUUCCUGCACUAAAAUUCAGUAAAUGCAACAGAAUUCAGUAUCUUCGACACCUGAAGGAUUAUAAUCCAACAUGCAUGUUCAACAUUCCAUUUUCUGAUAAAUUAAAUAAUUACCCAUAUUGUGGAAACAAGAAGUUGGAUGAAGGAGAAGAGUGCGAUUGUGGCCCUGUUCAGGUGUGCACCAAUCCUUGCUGUGAUGCAAACAAAUGUGUGUUGAAGCCAGGAUUUAGUUGUGCAGAAGGAGAAUGCUGUGAAGCUUGUCAGAUGAAAAAAUCAGGGUCCAUAUGCAGACCAGCAAAAGAUGAAUGUGAUUUUCCUGAAGUAUGUACUGGCUACUCUUCUGCAUGUCCUAACGACAAAUUCCAAGUAAAUGGAUUUCCUUGCAAGAACACAAAAGGCUACUGCUUCAUGGGGAAAUGUCCCACCCGGGAUGAUCAGUGCUCUCAAUUUUUUGAUAAUGAGGUGAAAGACAGUUCUGAUCUCUGCUAUGAGAUGAAUAAAAAAGGAAAUAGAUUUGGAUACUGCAAAAACAAGGAAAACAGAUUAAUUCCCUGUGAAGAGAACCCCAUUUGGCUUUGGUAUCACCAACAAGAACAUCUGCCUAGUCACCUACUGGAAGACACAUCUAUCCAUAUCCCUGGAGGCAGACCUGCAGAUCUUGGUCCAAACACAGAUCCUGAAGUGGCUGUGACACUUCAUUCUUUUCCUUCCUUCCCAAGUGCAGCUCUAGACAAUCUUCCUGCCCACAGAACUUCCAGGAAACAUGUGUGCAGCAAUGGUGAAUGUGUGGAACUUGAAAAGGUCUACAACUCAACCAAUUGCUCUUCUCAAUGUGAUGAAAAUGCUGUGGAUGACCAUGAACUUGAGUGCCAAUGCGAGGAAGAACAGAAACAUGUGGAUUGGGGAAAAAACCUAAAUGUUACCUAUAUAUCCAUCCUGGUUGUUGUGCUUGUCCUGGUUAUUAUUGGUGUUGGGGUAGUUGUAUUAUUAAUUCAUCACCAAAAAUGUAUUAAGUUGAAGCGAAUUCAGAGCCCACUUAGAGAUACAUUGGGAGUGGAGAAUAAAGGAUACUUUGGUGAUGAGCAACAGACAAGAACUGAGCCAAUUUUCCCUGAUAUUCAUCCCCUUCAUCAAAUAACUGCAGAGUCCUUGGAGCAGCUUCCAACCAGUUUUUCAAGUCCACACUACAUCACACUGAAACCUGCAAAUAAAGAUCCAAGAGGAAUUGCUGAUCCAAAUCAAAGUGCCAAAAUGAGCUUGAAAUUGGAUAUCCAAACUGGCUGUGCAAGGCUAGGUUGA